Messenger RNA from Penicillium atrosanguineum, 1044 nucleotides. RefSeq lists its product as uncharacterized. NCBI's taxonomy places the organism in Eukaryota, Fungi, Ascomycota, Eurotiomycetes, Eurotiales, Aspergillaceae. Bases 1 to 1044 code for a protein of 347 amino acids. The record is from RefSeq and is a predicted model, not a curated record. The transcript is spliced from 13 exons.
AUGUCGACUAUCAUCAGUUCACCUACCAAUAGCCCCUCGGAUUCUGACUCGGUGUAUGACCUUAUUGUGGUUGGCUCGGGUUUUGCUGGGUGUAUGACCGCUCUAAACUUCCUUGAAGAUACCAAAGUCAAGGAAAAGGCCGCUAAAGUCGUCCUGAUAGAGGCCGAUAACAAGUUUGAUAGUCACUUCAAGAAUGAGAUGAAGCUUGUCAGUAAUGGGCUUGCUGAUCAGGCAUACUGCGAGAAACUGGAAGCGGAAGUCCCCACCACCGUGAAGUUUCUUUUGGACCAUGGAGUCAUGGUUCAACACCAAGAUGAGAGAGAUGUCUAUCUCGGAUUCAAUACAGGCCAGAAUUUUGCCAAAGGAGAAGGUGGCGGGUAUGCCAUAAUUCUCAAGCUAUUCGAGCACAUAAUUUCUUUCCCGAACGUGGACAUUAUGUGGGAGACAAAUGCGGAGGAACUCCUGACCCAAGAUGAUGGUACCAUACGUGGUGUCAAGGUUCGAAAGAACGACGGCCGCUUCACCAAAGUGUUUGGUAAACAAGUCAUGCUAUCAUGCGGUGGCUUUGAGGGUAACAGCGAAAUGUUGGGCCGAUACGUUGGACCUAGAGCCGAGCAGCUUGGUUUGAUAGCCCCUGGUCUCAAGUAUAACACAGGUUUCGGCCUCAAGAUGGGCUUGCAGGUUGGUGCAGCAACAGCGGGCUCCUUCCAUGGCCUGCACUGUGAGCUUGUUGAUACUCGCUCUUCGAAGCCAGAGGCAACGGUCUGGGGCCACAGCUUCGGUAUUGUUGUGAACCACCUGUUCGCUACAUGCGAAGUCAUUGCUUAUGAGACAUGGCGCGAAAAGGGCGAUACGAUUGAAGAUCUAGCCGUAAAACUCGGCCUUGUUCCUCAAGAAUUGAAGAAGACAGUGGAUGAAUACAAUGCUUCGAUCAAUGACAAAGAAUUUAACCCUAUGGCUCUUGAUGGUAAAAGCACCUUCGGCCUAACUCCUAACAAGACCAACUGGGCCGCUCCGAUCAAAGUGGCUCCUUUCUAUGGGUAA